GCUCCUCACGUGGCUGCAGACCUGGUUUUGCUGCAGGAAGCCUACCUGUUGUUCCACAGCUUCCUGACCUGGCCGGAGCCCUGCAGCUCGGCCAGCAAACGGCUGCUGAACGUCCUGCAGCAGGAGCUCAGAGCACCAGGUAUUUCAUUUCAAAGGCUGGUUCAGUCAGAGCAGGGCAUUUCCCCUGAGAUUCACCACUACAAAACCAUGACGGUGCUGUUGGUGGGUCCGGUGGAGGACGUCCCUCCGGAGGUCCGAUCCGUCUCAGAUCAGCUGAUCAGCAGCCAGGACUCCUGCAGAGACGUCUCUGUUCUCCUCAUCCUCCACGCCUUCCAGGCUGCUCUGGGAUCCAAUCAGAAGCUGCAGACGCUCCGCUGCGCCCUGCAG
Notothenia coriiceps (black rockcod) is the source of this 387-nucleotide messenger RNA. RefSeq names its product phosphoinositide 3-kinase regulatory subunit 5-like. Gene Ontology annotation, biological process: positive regulation of MAP kinase activity; G protein-coupled receptor signaling pathway. The record is from RefSeq and is a predicted model, not a curated record. NCBI's taxonomy places the organism in Eukaryota, Metazoa, Chordata, Actinopteri, Perciformes, Nototheniidae. Gene Ontology annotation, molecular function: 1-phosphatidylinositol-3-kinase regulator activity. Gene Ontology annotation, cellular component: phosphatidylinositol 3-kinase complex, class IB. The transcript is spliced from 3 exons. The annotation marks the transcript as partial.